CAAAUAAGAGCAGACGACAAAAAGAAGACAAAACAUUUCUUGGCAAUCAUCGAAAGUCCUACAGUCUCACUCGAGUCAGAAGGUGUAAAAGCUCAUCCCGUCAGUGUCGCAGAUCUCAGAAUCCCACCCGGCUGCUCGUCUGCACAUCUGUUGUAGCUGCAAAGAAAUCGUAAUAAUUAUCUUUCGCUACAUAACAGUAAUCAUUGAAUCAAUCAUGAUCCUCUCUGCUGCGCACGCCGUCGCCGCUGGACCCGUUGUCGCUUUACAGAAAAUCAAAGGUCCAGAUGUCGAACAGUAUUUGCAUUAUGUCAGCGGUGCCGCUGGUAUGUUGGCAAUGGCCGGAGUCGGUGUGGCAGCCGCCUCAGCUUAUUAUUUGGCCAACCGGCCUAUCCCCACAACACCUCCGUUUGAUUUGGACAAUCAGACGAUUGUCGAGGGACCAGAACUCAUACACUAUUCCCGCUUCGCCAAAGACGGCAAAGAAAUGAAAUUCAUGCGCUAUCUCUACGAAGACACCCGGACCCUGUAUGACGUCUUCCGGCGCGGAGCGCGUGUUUCAAACAACGGACCUUGUUUGGGAUGGAGAGAGGAUCCCACCAAGCAGUACCAAUGGAUGCGCUACGAAGAAACUCUGUUGCGCGCACAGAAUUUAGGCUCCGGCCUAGUGGCUCUUGGCCUCAAGCCCACGCCCGACACACUGGUGGGCGUCUACGGUCAGAACAGUCCCGAAUGGGUACUCAGCGAAUAUGCCCUCUACAGCUACUCCAUGGUAAUUGUGCCACUUUACGACACGCUGGGACCAGAGGCCUGCAACUACAUCAUUAAUCAAGCCGAAAUGUCGCUGGUUAUCUGCGACAACGAAGACAAAUGCAAGUCGUUGCUCAACAAUUCACCCCCGUGUCUGAAGCAGCUGGUCCAUAUGAAACCCAUCUCGCAAGAGACGAUUGAGUUGGCCAAGCGUAAAGGCAUCAACACCUUGAGCUUCGACUAUGUCGAAAAGUUGGGAGCCGAAAAGAAACACAGGCCUGUGCCACCUAGACCAGAGGACUUGAGCACCAUUUGCUACACAUCGGGAACGACGGGCAACCCCAAGGGAGUCAUGCUGACCCACGAGAAUGUCGUGGCUGACGUCAGCGCCACGCUACUCCAAUUGGGUGACCAGAAACCCAACUGCUCGGACGUGAUGAUGUCCUUUUUGCCGUUGGCACACAUGUUGGAACGCAUUUGCCAAAUCGCCGUGUACAUGCAAGGAGGCGCCAUUGGCUUCUUCGGCGGUGAUGUCCGUAAUUUGAUGGACGACAUGAAAGCCCUGAGACCCACCAUCACGCCGGCCGUGCCCCGCCUGCUCAACCGCAUCUUCGACAAGGUUCAGAGCGGUUUGAACAGCUCGUCACUCAAACGCUUCCUCUUCAACGCAGCCCUCAGCUCCAAGGAGAACGAGCUGAGACGUGGAAUCAUCCGGAAUAACACCAUCUGGGAUAAACUCGUUUUGGGAAAAGUUCAAGACAGCAUGGGCGGACGCAUCCGUCUUUUGGUCGUUGGCUCGGCUCCAUUGGCUGGCUCCGUUUUGACUUUUAUGCGUUGCGCCCUAGGCUGCGUCAUUGUGGAAGGUUACGGACAGACCGAGUGCGUCGCUCCGACGACCUUAACCGUUCAGGGAGAUUCUACACCAGAACACGUUGGACCCCCAAUUCCUUGCUGCGCAAUCAAAUUGGUUGACGUACCCGAUAUGAAUUACUACGCCGCCAGUGGACACGGUGAAAUCUGCAUCAAGGGCACCAAUGUCUUCAAAGGUUAUUUUAAGGAACCCGAAAAAACCAAAGAGACGUUAGACGAAGACGGAUGGCUUCACACUGGUGACAUCGGCACCUUUUUACCCAACGGAACGUUAAAGAUUUGCGAUCGCAAGAAAAACAUCUUCAAGCUGUCACAGGGCGAAUACAUAGCCCCCGAAAAGAUUGAAAACAUUUACAUCAAAAGCCAAUAUGUCGCACAAGUCUUUGUUCACGGUGAAAGCCUCAAGUCGUGCACGAUAGCAGUCAUCGUGCCCGAUGUUGAAAACGUCAAAUUUUACGCCGAGGAGCGAGGUAUUCCCGGAACACUUUCGGUCCUCUGCAACAUGCCUGAAAUCAAGCAGCUUAUCAUGAACGACAUCACAGAUCUGGGGAAAAAAGGCGGUCUGAAAUCCUUCGAACAGGUCAAAGAUAUCUACUUGCACCCAGAUGCCUUCUCAGUACAGAAUGGUUUGUUGACGCCCACUCUCAAAUCUAAGCGUCCGGAACUCCGUACUUACUUCAAACCUCAACUCGAGGACAUGUACAUGAAAUUGGACUAAACUAAAAAAGAAAAACAUGCAUCGCUUUACUUCCAUGCUCUUUAUCAGUAAUCUCGUUAUCCAAAUUUGGACGCUUUGCCAUCCUUUGGAUUGUUUGUAUCAUAGUCUGCCAAUAAUUUUUUUUUCGUCCUCUACAUAAGCUUAUUUUCUUCAAAUUACUCCUAUCUUCCUCAGGCCGUCCUAGAAUUUCCCUUAACUUUUAAAUAACACAAAGGAACUUCCUCUCUUUACAUUAUCUUGUCUCCAGACUUUCGUCCUAGAAUUGAAACAAUUUUUGAUGAUUGGGAAACGGUUGAGACAAGCGGAUUUGCAGAUUAAGGAUGAUUAAAAAAAUAAUAAUAACUCGACCGUCGCACUUUUGCAUGUUUGUGAGUAAAUUCUGUUGAUGUUUGGAGAUUGUGGGGUAAUUAAUGCUCUGCGAAUUUAUCUCCCUCUCUUUUUGUUGGGCUAGUUUAGUUUAUUUUUUUUUAUUUUAUUUUUUUUUGUUUGCUCAAAAAAUCAAAUUGGAAAAAAUUGGAAACGAACUUGUUUGAGAACUUCGUGUCGCCUGCCGAGUUACUGGACCCAAUCCCCCUUUUUCAACUGUCGGAUCAUCCGUACCCAUUGUAUUUAAAAAAGAAAGAAAAAGUUUGGAUUUGUUUCGUGAUAGUUGAGGGGGGAUUUUACUUGUGCAGUAAAAGAAAAACGAAAAGUUAAAAAAACAAUGGAAAAACUAAUUUUCCAUCUUCAGAAGAAGCGCGUAUUUCGGGUGUACAUUGUUUCCCUUAUAAUUACAUCAUUAGUAGUCAUUUAUUAUUUUCAUUGCCGCGUGGGAGUGUAUGCGAGUGCCUGAUGGUAAUUUAUAGAGCAACUACAUUCCCGUGUAUUACAUCUAUUAUUAUUGACUACUAACAAUUUUGUCCCCUUUCUUGUCACUCGGAAAUGGACUCUUGUUUCAAAAAUCUAUUAUCAUCCCUCAAACAUGACCGUCUUUCGAUUAAUCUGGGUCAGUAUAAAAUAUUUACGCAAAUUAUGGGGCAGUCAAGCACUGGCUGGAAGGAGGAAUUUUAGGAACAAGGGACUGGGAAUAUAUUGCAGCCAUUUGAAAAAAUUGUAAAGAUGUGGCGUUUCAUGGCGACAUGUUGGGAGAACAGCUUAAUUGAAUUAAUAAGAAAACAUCACUAUCUAGAUGAAUUUCCCGUGUUUUUGUCCUUGCUCUGGUAUCGAUAAAUGAGAGUAAGAAUACAGUGUACAAUAUUGAUCAACAA
This is a messenger RNA of Daphnia pulicaria, 3582 nucleotides long. Its product is annotated as long-chain-fatty-acid--CoA ligase 1-like. NCBI's taxonomy places the organism in Eukaryota, Metazoa, Arthropoda, Branchiopoda, Diplostraca, Daphniidae. The record is from RefSeq and is a predicted model, not a curated record. Gene Ontology annotation, biological process: long-chain fatty acid metabolic process. The transcript has 9 exons. Bases 215 to 2335 code for a protein of 706 amino acids. Gene Ontology annotation, molecular function: long-chain fatty acid-CoA ligase activity. Gene Ontology annotation, cellular component: membrane; endoplasmic reticulum.